Molecule: messenger RNA, 3108 nt
Organism: Leishmania mexicana MHOM/GT/2001/U1103
Lineage: Eukaryota; Euglenozoa; Kinetoplastea; Trypanosomatida; Trypanosomatidae
Exons: 1
Coding region: 1-3108 (1035 amino acids)
Cellular component (GO): Set1C/COMPASS complex
Molecular function (GO): histone binding
Source: RefSeq, a predicted model, not a curated record
AUGCAAGGAACUGUGUUUUCCAUGAACGUGCUGCGAAGCCCUUUUGGGGUGCGUGGCGCACACUUGGUGCCGCCGUCCGACGCCGAUGGGGCAGUGGGGAAGGUGUCGACGGUCACGGAUGCCAAGGUCACGGAUAGUUAUGCGCAGGUGCUGCCACUGUACACGCCCCUUGGCCGUGCAAAACGUCAGACCUACGCAGUCUCCGGCACUCGUGGGAUCCAGCAACUGGUCGCCAACACGCGCAGCGCCUCGUUACCGAUACCGUCCACUCUUGUAGCAGCGCAGCGUGUCAACAUCAGAGGGAACUCCAUGCCAUCUGCCACGCCGCAGCUGCACGUCAUCUCAAAGCACGAGAAGGGUCGCCUGCUGGUGUGGAAUGGACUCACCGGCGCCGUCGUCGCCGCCUGCCUCUUUCCCCCGUCGUUCAAUGUGGAUCACUGUGCAGUCGCGGCGUCGUACGUGUACACAACCGUGGAGGGCUCGGCGGCCACAUCUGGUUCGGAGGAAGAGGCUUGCGUGUACGUAUGGUCCCGCUCUACCCUUCGCAGCGUCACAGUGCUGAGAGGCCACAGCGGUCGCUUAACCGCGUUGGGGGUGUGGCCGAUGGAAACCUCGACGCUUAUCGCAACGGCAAGCCUCGACGGCACGGUGCGACUCUGGAGCCAUCAGCACAACCCAGGCGCCUCGAACAGCGCCGUCGCUAACGAGGACCCGGUGCAGCUUCUGUGGGUGUUGGCCACAGCGGAGCUGGGGAGCGUGCACUCGCUGAAGUUUAUCGCAGCAGACACGGUGGUGGCUGCCGCGACUCGCUGCGCACUGGCUUUUGUCCGCUUGCCCGAUGCACCGGCAAAGCGGAAGGGCCGGGGCAGCGUGGUGAGCAUGGGCACGGCCGACGCUCUCGCUUUCCAAAUUGUGCAGUCUAUCGUCGAUCCGGACGGUGGCACUACGUUCCUGCAUGUGUGUCCAUACAAUCGCACCAGUGGCGGAGUGGUGGCGGUGACUACCGCGUUAGGCCACUCUAGUCUGUCCCCCCUCGCUUCCCCUUCGUCACUUCGACUCAGUGCCGCGGCGCCCCUGUCGGAGUCGUCGACAGUGUACCUCCUGGCCGGCAGCACCAGCGGGUACAUACAGGAGUGGACGGUGGAUGUGGAGAACGCGACAUCUGCAGAGGUGUCGCCGAAGGCUGCUGCCUUGUCCGCCGACCCGGUGUACGUCAACGUCAAGUGCCGCUGGUACCACAAGGCGCACUCCGCCACCGUGGACUGCGUCGUCACGGACGAGGAUGUCGUGGUAAGCACGAGUCUGUUCGACUGCGCCCGCAUCUACCACCGCACCAGCGGCGCCACCUGCGCUGUCACCAGCACCGCAGCGAUUCCCGUGCUCGUGCCGCAGCUGAAGGAGCUCGUCUGGGGCACGAUCGACGGUGCACUGAGCGUCGCGAGCUACGCGCGCUUUGCGUCUGGGAUAGAGAACGAGCUGCAGCUGCUGUGGACUGCCAGGCCGCACGCGACGGCGAUCCGCGGAGUGUGCUUGUCCUUGACACCAGAUCUCCGCUGGGACACCCUGUGCACCGGCGCAGCCGACGGGUCUAUGUGCGUGUGGAGGGCCAUGCCGGAGUUGGGGCGGGCAGCGGCUGGCAGCGCAGCAGCCAAGAAGGAGGGCGCUGCGCCGUUGAUAACCCACUUCUUGCACGUACUCGCUCUGCCACCGAACACUGCGGAGAAAGGGGACUCUGAUGGGAAACGGGUGGCGGCCGUGGUGGCGGGGCUGAGGGCAUCCACCGCUGGCAAACAAGGUGCCAUCCUUGUCGUGGAGCUGACCGCCACUGGAGAAGUUGGCCAAGUCGCCGCCGUGCCCCUCAAGGACAACAUAAAGGUGUCGUGCGCGCACCUGUGCCUCAGCGGCAAUGGCACCCUCUCGCUCUGGGUCGGGACACGGUGUGGCCAGCUGUUGCACGCUCUCCAUAAACCGGCGCAAAAGGUCUGGACAGCGCUGAUGCCGGUGCAGUGGGAUGCCAAGCCAAACGGCAGCGUGGCCGCCAUCGCAGACGACGCAGCGUCGUCGGUCGUCAUGGUGGCUGUUGCCGAAGUGCCCGAUUCGCGUCGGGCGUCGCAACGCCUAUCCCUCUCCGCGCUUCAGCUGGAGCCCAGGGCGACGGUGGAGACGAUGGUGUCACAAUGGGAAGGAGAUGUUGCCCUUCCUUGCACUGUAUAUGCUGCCAGCCACCACGAACGCACGUUCGCCAUGACAUGGGUGAGCAAGAUAGGCUCAGACGAGCAAGCCUCUCCGCGUGACAUCGGUGGGCUUCUCGUGUGCAGUAGCGAUGGCACCAUGGUGCGCUGUUUUCGCACCAGCGUGGCCAUUGCUGCCCCUUCUUUAGGCCUUUGGAACACACCCGAGGUGCUUGUCAUGGCGUCGUCGUCCGGGCAUGUAAACACCAUUCAGCGCAACUUCGACGAGUCGCCGUCCUUCUCAGCCACAGCGGUGACCGCGCAAAGUCGAAACUCAGAUCUUCUCUGCCUCGACAUCUUUGAGAACAGCAAACGAGUACUGAUGCCGUCAAAAGUGCGGACGACGCAGCUGACAGCGCUCCUGUGCGACGUGGGGACAGAGAGGGUGCGGCUGGCGGCGGUGCGGCAAGAAGAAGCUGAUGUCGCAAACGAAGUGGCACUCUUCGAUAACACGGGUCGAGAGUGUGGUCGCGUAACGCACGACGGCGCCGUUUUACUGAGCAACGACGCGUCUGCAGCAUCUGCCUCGAAGCGACCGAUCAGCUAUACACCCAAACUGCAGGGGGCGUCCCUGUGUCGGUCCUCGGCGACGGCAGUGGCCACGGCAGCCCAGACUACCAACUGCACCGCUAUCGCCGCACACGCGGGGGAUCGAAUCGUCUUCAUUGGCUACGAUGACGGUCUUCUGCAGAUGGUUGACACAACUGACGUGUACGUCUUCUGCCGUCGCUGGGCAACAGACGCGACUGGCGUCGCACGACGGAUUGUGGACGUGCGGUACGGUGGCUCGGGGGUAGCGGUGGUGCUGUUAGCGAACAAUCACCUCUGCAGUUUCGCUAUCCCUCCUCGUAGUCUACUCGAUCAACCUUCGUUGUGA